UUGUUGUUUUGAAAUAACUUUUCCUGACAAUUUUAUAGAACUCUUGUAUUUUUGGUCGGUCUAAACGACAGUUGCAUUUACUAAAUGUUACCGAUUGAGGUCUUUACGUGUUUCCCCGGUCAGAUGUGGGACAAAGUGUUGUCAAAGGUAAAGAAAGCUGUUGUUUUCAUGGACGACAAGUGUGCUGAGAGUCUUCAUUGGAACGGUGGAGCUACAAGUGUAUUUGAGGCUGGGGCUCGUAAUUUAAAAGAGUUUUCAAGCCUCGAAGCCGGUGGUGAUAACGAACCAAAGGCUGUGUUUGUGAGCACUCUACUGAAGGGGAGGACAGCUGACAUUAUCAAAGACAUUAUUGGACUCAAGUCACUUUCAGUAUUGUGUUGUUUUCACCACCGUAACCCACUCUAUACAACUCCUCGCUAACAAUGUCACUGCUGAAUUAGAGGGGAACCCUGUGUUUGAGGAGUUUGGAGAGAAGCUGAGCGAGUGGAUGGAAGACAUGAACUACACCGCUGAAGUUAUACAUUGCUCCUGUGGUCUUCGCUCAGGUGUCACCACAGCUUCUUCUCACGCCAAUCUUCGCGCACCUGUUCCCGCUGUUGCCACAGGACCUCUAGACCAUCAACAUAAAGCGAACAGAGAAGAAGAGGUUUGUCAGUUUGAGUGAGGUUGACAUGCAGUCUCUUACUCCGGAGUUGCAGAUUGAAAUUAAAACCCUGGCCUGUGCAGUUAAUUCCAUGUUUGAGUCCACUAGCACCCGGCAGGAGAGCUUUGCAGUGGGUCCAAUGAACCUUCUUAUCGCUGGGGAACUGGCCAACCAUCCUCAAGCAAAAAGCCGCAGAAAGACUGCCACCAAUAAAGCAUCCAUCGUCUUCAUCGACAGGACACUGGGUCUAACAGGGGCUGCUGGUCACCAUGGUGACAGCCUGGUGGAGAAGAUCUUGACUGUGCUGCAACCUCUGCCAGGACACACCACUGAUGUUCAGGUGGACAUGCUGGAGCUCAUUAACCUGCAGCACAUCCCAGACUCCCAACCCACCCUGGCUCCAGGCUGCCUGGCACAGACCCAGUCGUCCACAGCCUGAUUGCUAUGGGAAACGAUGCUGGCCAGUAAGCAGAAGGUGGCUGUGAUGGAGGUUCGUAGACAGCUGGUGGAGGCCGCCAGCAAGGAGAACCUGC
Messenger RNA from Oncorhynchus masou masou (cherry salmon), 1176 nucleotides. Its product is annotated as sec1 family domain-containing protein 2-like. The coding region runs from base 672 to 1082 and encodes 136 amino acids. The transcript has 3 exons. The record is from RefSeq and is a predicted model, not a curated record. Lineage: Eukaryota; Metazoa; Chordata; Actinopteri; Salmoniformes; Salmonidae.